Messenger RNA from Salvelinus fontinalis (brook trout), 2919 nucleotides. RefSeq names its product zinc finger protein 287-like. NCBI's taxonomy places the organism in Eukaryota, Metazoa, Chordata, Actinopteri, Salmoniformes, Salmonidae. Gene Ontology annotation, cellular component: nucleus. Gene Ontology annotation, molecular function: RNA polymerase II cis-regulatory region sequence-specific DNA binding; DNA-binding transcription factor activity, RNA polymerase II-specific. The record is from RefSeq and is a predicted model, not a curated record. Gene Ontology annotation, biological process: regulation of transcription by RNA polymerase II. The coding region runs from base 114 to 2489 and encodes 791 amino acids. The transcript has 7 exons.
UAAUGUCUAUUUCGGCUUGCCUUCUAAAUUUAAGUUUGCUAGCUAGUUAGCCAUGUUGCUGCUGGAGGUAUUUGUUGCUAAAGAGCCUAGAGGAUGAAGCCACACACCCUAACAUGUUGUUCUAUCGUCUUGCUAUAGCUCCCCCACUUCCUCUCUCCUCUUUGCGACUAUUGGUUUCUCCGCUGCGGCUGAUGUAUUCGUUUGUAUGGCAUGUGGUGAAUCAACGCAAUGUGAUGCACUAUGGGAAGGUCGAGGAGUUUGUAACUGUGGUGACUGAAGCAGUUCCAAAGUUGCUGAGUUACAAACAGAGGGCUCAACUCAUCCUGGGCCUGAGAGCAAGGAUGAUCUUGGAGUUGUUCCGCAAGGACCCACCCAACCUUCAGGACAUCCAACGUCUCCUGGAAAAGAUGAACAUCUUGGGGCAGCCAGAUGCAGAAGUGGAGGAGUCACAGGCUAACUUCGUGGCGCUGGUCCAAACCCUGCUGAAAAACCCUUAUGAGAGGAAGCACUUCUUCCAGGAGGAGUUCCAUACACAGUAUGGCUCCAAGUAUGACACAGCACUGCAGGCCCUUGUGGGAGGCUUGGUCCUCAGACUGGAACGACUGCUAUCUGUGCCAGAUCUCUCCCAGAUAGCGUCCAUUAUCAGUGCUGCCCCCUCUGACCUGGAGGAGUGUGGAAAGUCUGUGUCUGACCCUGAGCACCUGAAGAUUCUCCUCCAGCACCAGAACCUGCUAAAUAAGAUUCAGUUUGUACCUGUCACGUCUUCUGUAGGGGACUGUGUGCUGUCCUCGCUGUCCUUCCGCUUAACCUGUGGAAUGCAGUCCAUGCAGACAGAUUUUGACGAGCCAGCGGAAUCAUUAGAAGCCGCUCUAAGCAUCAUGAACCCUGCCUCUUUCAGGGACUUGGAGGAUCUGGGAAUGAUGUCAGAUGAAUCGGACCACACUGGAGCAGUAACUACUGUGGAGAGAGAAGAGCACAAUUCCAGAGAUAACGCAUGUGGGGCGAAGAAUUCAGUACUCCACAGUGAAAAAGACAAUGCACUGUCAAAGAACGACAUAGUCUCACCUACUCCUGAAAGUAUAAGCAGGCCAGUGGGGGGGGCACCAACAGUAGAGAGCAUGCUGCCGACAGAGAGCGACAAAGAGCUUGUAACACUGAUGAAUACUUUCAUCACCGAAGACUCUCCUUCACAUAUUGUCAUCCCUCAAACGGUCACCAAUGGGAACCAACCAGAUAACCAGCCGGUCAAGCUAGCGAGUGUCCACCAGUGGGUCUCCCACAUUGCAAGUAACACUAUCUCGCUCCCUUCCUUGCCACCCCUUCCACAAAACGAUGAAGACAAGGAGAUCCGGUCAGGUGACACGUGUCUUGGAAGCAGUGUGGAAAUUGGGGGUCAGGAAGCAGAAGCCAAUCACUUUGAGAGGGCUGUUAUCCGAAGGAGACGGCCACCCAAGCCACAAAGAAUAACUGUACCCUCGAAGAGGAAAAUCCCUGAGGCAACCAUAAUUUGCCAGGAGUGUGGGAAGAGUUUUGUCUAUCCGUCUCAGCUGGAAAAUCACCUACGCAUUCACACAGGAGAGAAACCUUUCAAGUGCACGGAGUGUGGCAGGGCCUUCAGGUCCUUAGGAUACAUGACCACUCAUAUGAAAAAUCACUCUGAAGCGCGACCAUUUAAGUGUGAUGAGUGUGACAAGGGUUUUCGGAAAAAGGCUGACCUGAAGAAGCAUCAGCUCAUCCACAUGGGUGCAAAACCACACAAAUGCACCAUCUGCGGAAAGGGCUUCAGCCAAGCAUUUUAUUGCAGAAUACACAUCCAGUCUCAUGCAAGUGAAAAUAACUUUCCCUGCACUCAUUGUCAGAAGAGAUUCCCAACUCAAUACAAGCUGUCUGUCCACGAGCGCUGGCACACCAUGGAGCGCCCAUUCAUCUGUGAGCAGUGUGGGAUGCGCUUCUUUCAUCCUAGUGGGCUGAAGAGGCACAUGGGCUAUCACAUUGGGAACCGCCCGUUCCUCUGUGCCCAGUGUGGAAAGACUUUUGUUUAUGAGUUUGACCUGAAGAAACACCAAAGGGACCAUGGCCCCAAGCCCAAGAUCCCAUGCCCUGUCUGCCAGAAGGUGUUUGGCAGCAACGGACUCAUUAAGGCCCACAUGUUUACGCACACCUCUGUAAAACCUUACAGAUGUGACAUAUGCGACAAGACCUUUAAACAGAGCAGCAGCUUGAGCAGUCACAAACGUCUGCACACGGGCGAACGCCCUUACCACUGCGACAUGUGUGGGAAGACGUACAAGCUGAAUCAGCACCUGAAGGAGCACAUAAUUAUCCACCACACGGCGGAGGGGCACCCCUGUGACCAGUGUGGAAAGGUCUUCAAGUUACCACGUCUUCUGAAGGCGCAUGAGCGGUUGCACUCAGGAGAGCGAUCUGAGCAGACAAGGAAAUACAGUCACACCAGCCGUCGCAGGAGAAAUUCCUCCAAAAUGAGUUGAUUUACUGCACAGUGGCUGCCUUCCACACUGUCGGGGAUGCUAUUUUUAAUGUCCUGACAAAUUGCCAAUAGCUGUAAUAAUAUUUCUCAUUUUUUGUUGUAGACUUUAGAUUUUUGACCAUUUUGGACCAUAAUUCAGGAUUCCCUAAAUAGACUGAACACUGAAAAAUAAUAUAAUGUCUGGCUUAAUUAAUGCAGCAACAAACAUAUCUCCUGUUAGAUAACAAUGAAUGAUUGUGUCAUUAAAACAUAUUUGUUUGUGAUGAUUUUUUUUUGGAUAGGUUGAAAUUCCAAUGACAUAAGAUGUACAUUGACAGCCACUCACGUAUUUCUCUUUUUGAGAGUAGUCAAUGAUUGCCGGAAGCCUUUACAAAAAAUAUGCACAUUUGAUGUUGGAUAAAGGCAAAUAAAGUCACAAUUGUGUGCCACUA